This is a messenger RNA of Physeter macrocephalus (sperm whale), 5604 nucleotides long. It is a transcript of the gene THNSL2, whose product is annotated as threonine synthase like 2. Gene Ontology annotation, molecular function: pyridoxal phosphate binding. Lineage: Eukaryota; Metazoa; Chordata; Mammalia; Artiodactyla; Physeteridae. Gene Ontology annotation, biological process: 2-oxobutyrate biosynthetic process; dephosphorylation. The record is from RefSeq and is a predicted model, not a curated record.
UCGGCUGCCAGGGGUUCGGCCGCAGGGGUUUAAGUCUUCCCCACGGCCUCACCCCUGCUCAGAUAUCUCUUCACCUCCCGGAGGAGCCCUUCUUGAAACGUUUCCUUGUCUUGCGAUGCUCUCUUGUUUCCCUUGCUUUUCAUCCAGAUUAUUGGUCAGAGUUUGACCUAUCUCCACUCUGGAAUAGGGCCCAGCGGAGUCACAGGGGCAAAUUAUAAAAUCAUGCGCCAGAGGUCACUUAGUUCGGUCCCCGUCGGAUGCUUGGAGCCCCAGUACAGCAGUCCAACCAGAGUGCCUGAUUUUUUUCAUCGGCUUCUCCAAGUCCUGUGGCAGUGGCUUCAACUUCUGGGCUUCUCUAUCCAGCUUACCUUACACUGAACCCAGUGGUGUAUAGCGCGUGUAGCUUUGCCGUGUUGGCCUCAGAAGGCUGCCCCUUGGGGUCUUUGGAUAGAACAGCGGCGGCGGCCCUUCCCGGUGCAGACAGCCACCAGUGUGCUUAUCAGUCCACUUCUUCCCACUGACAUGUGCAGAGCCCUGCCUCAGGCCCUCUCCUUUGUUCCUGGGCCAGGUGGAGCCGGGAACAGAGACCAGCGCCCCGGGAAAGUGCAUUCCGCAGAUUUUUUUUUUAAACUCCUUUUGGCAAUUACCAUGGCAUAGUAGUGUUGCUUUCUGUUGGGUAUCUUUUUUUUUUUUUUAAUUAAUUAAUUAAUUUAUUUUUGGCUGUGUUGGGUCUUCGUUUCUGUGCGAGGGCUUUCCCUAGUUGCGGCCAGCGGGGGCCACUCUUCAUCGCGGUGUGCGGGGUGGUUGUGGCGCACGGGCCUAGUUGCUCCGCGGCCUGUGGGAUCUUCCCAGACCAGGGCUCGAACCCGUGUCCCCUGCAUUGGCAGGCAGAUCCUCAACCACUGCGCCACCAGGGAAGCCCCGCAGAUAUUUUCUUUCGUGCUUCUCUGUAGCUCUGACUGCCCUCAUGCUUGCCGCAGCUUCUUUGGCAGCCCAGUUGUCUUCUUUCCUUUAAUCUGACCCCGGGAAGUGGCCAGGCACGAUCGCCCUCCCGUUACUCCAGGGUCUUGGGUAGUAUGCAUUGGCUUUUACCCUUGCCACAGAGUUACAGAAAUUACUCUUCUGAUCGAAGGCACUGCUAGCCCUGUGCCCUCCCACCCUGUUCUGGUCUGUGAGACACUGGGCCUUCUUUGCUUACUCCCUGCAGUUGGCUUUUGGAGUUGCCUGAUUUCAUUUCUGUGCUGUGCACCCCUGUACAAGGUGAUAUGUCCCAGUUUGCCUGAGACGGUUCUGGCUUAUCCCCAUUGUUCCAGCCUAAUUAUUAAUAAUGUCCACUUUCACUUUCAAAAGAUUCAUGAUUUGGACAAUUCAACUUGUCUCUGCCUCUCUAAGGUGGAUGCAUUGGUGUUUGUAGGCUUGGGAGUGGCACGGAGCAGCCCAUGUAGGACUUGCUCUGGGCUCAGAUGUGUCAGAGUCACAGUCCAGGGAACCAGAAUUCCUCCAGGUCAAUGCUACCUCAUUCCCUUUCUCAUAGGUGGAAGGCUUCAGGUGGCUUUGUCCCCAGAGGGCAGGGGUUCCCCUCUGGUCCUGGCACAGAAAUAAGUCCAAGCUGGUACUGAGAGCUAUGUCUAGUCAAAUUCAUCCCCAGAGGUACUGUGGGAUUUAUAAUCAGAAUUCACAGCCAUGAUCCAGAGAAAGGUGUUCAGAGCUCAAGCCCAGCUCCUUGACAUGGUGCUUGGCUCCUGGGAACCUAACUGAUGUGAAGUGUGACCAGAGUUAGGCCUGGGGUGCCCUUGGAACCUAUCGCCUUCCAUGCUAAUCAGAGUUCUGCAUCCAGACAGGACCAGUUAGCCGGGCCAGAUGAUAGUAAGAGUAGCAUAUCAGCACUUUUAACUAUUUUAGGAUCAGGCUGAGAGGUAGGGCACUGAUUUUCACCUGGGAUGACUAACCGUACUCGUUUUCCUGGGACUGAGGGGUUUCCUGGGACUUGGGACUUUCAGUUUUAAAACUAGGAAAGUUCCGGGCAAACUGGGAUUUCUUCAUCCUUGCUGCAUAUCAGACCCACCCAAGGAGCCUCAUGUAGAGGUUUCAAUUGAAUGGAUCCAGGUAGAGUCCCAAGUAGGGGUAUUUUUUUUUAAACACUCCCAAGCUUAUUGCAACAAAUUACCAGAGUGGAGAACCAUACAUAUAGGCAGCAUUGCUAAAAAUCCAUUGAAGGCCUCCAGGAUCAUGUGGUACGUCAGUCCUCGGGGGAUGGCCCCACAGGUUGACUUUGAAGGGGCCCUUUUCUCUGGCUAUGCUCCGGAUGGGGGCCUCUACAUGCCCGAGGAGCUCCCUCAGCUGGACAGAGAGACCCUGCGUCAGUGGAGUGUGGUCUCCUACCCCAGCCUGGUGAAGGAGCUGUGUAGCCUCUUCAUUGGCCCCGAGCUCAUUCCAAGAGAUGACUUAAACGAUCUGAUCGACCGAGCCUUCAACAGAUUCCGACACAAAGAGGUGGUCCAUCUAUCCAGGUUGAGGAAUGGGCUGAACGUGCUGGAGCUGUGGCAUGGGGUCACCUACGCGUUUAAGGACCUUUCCCUGUGCUAUACAGGGCCAUUUCUUUCCUUUUCCAUCUCCCUCGUCCUAAAGAGGAGGGUUCCUCCCUCUCCCCAUCCAGGAACUUCUGGGGACACAGGGAGUGCUGCCAUCGAGAGUGUUCAGGGAGCAGAGGACGUGGACCUCAUUGUUCUGCUUCCCAAAGGUCGCUGCACAAAGAUUCAGGAGCUCCAGAUGACGACAGUGCUGAGAGAGAAUGUCCACGUGUUUGGAGGUGACGGAGGGAACAGCGAUGAGCUGGACGAGCCCAUCAAGGCCGUGUUUGCCGACGUGGCCUUUGUCAAGGAGCACGGUCUGAUGAGUCUGAAUUCGAUCAGCUGGUCCCGGGUCCUCGUGCAAAUGGCCCACCGCUUCUUCGCUUAUUUCCGGUGUGCACCAGCCUUAGACUUGCACCCACCGCCCCCCGUGGAGGUGGUUGUACCAUCGGGGGCUGCCGGUAGCCUCGCAGCUGGGUUCAUCGCUCAGAAAAUGAGCCUGCCCAUCCACCUGGUCGUGGCAGUGAACUACAAUGACAUCACCCACAGGACCGUCCAGCAGGUUGACUUCUCUCUGUCUGAGGCCGUCAAACCAACCUUGGCAUCAGCUAUGGACAUUCAGGUGCCGUACAACGCGGAGAGGAUCUUCUGGCUGCUAUCUGGCUCUGACAGCCAGGUGACAAGAGCCCUCAUGGAGCAGUUUGAAAGGACCCGAAGUGUGAGUCUACCCAAGGAAUUGCACAGCAAGCUUUCAGAGGCAGUAAUGUCUCAGUCAGUGUCAGACGAGGCCAUCACCCAGACCGUGGGCCGCUGCUGGGAAGAGAGCCAGUCCUUGCUGUUCCCUCACUCGGCCGUGGCCGUGAGCUACCAUUACCAGCAGGUGGACAGGCGGCACCCCAGCUACAGCCCUCCCCGCUGUAGUCUGGCUCCCGCCUCUGCAGCCUAGUUCCCGGAGGCCGUGCUGGCUGCCGGGCUGACCCCGGAGACUCCCGCGGAGAUCCUCGCCCUGGAGCAGGAGGCGCGCUGUACCCCGAUGCGGAAGGGUGACGACUGGACGCGGAUACUUCGGGGCCUGAUUGAGGGCCUGAGCCGGCAGCGGCAGGGGCGCUUCCGGAAGGCGCCGGCAUAGCCAGGCUGGAGCUGGCUUCCUUUCGGCUUCGGACCCUGGGAGGUGUCCCCUCUGAGCUGCCUUGUUCACCUUCUCUCCACGCAGGUGCAGGAGUUUCUCAGGGGGCUGCCCAGCUGGGUCUGGAGCCAGCGGGCUGUGCGCUGUUGUUCCCUGGCUGCUCUGUGCUCUCACCGCGCGGCUGGCUGGCCGUGUUGGGCCUGGUCACCGGGGAGGCGGGGAGGGAGUCGUGGAUGAUUGCUGGGGGUGCACGCCCAGGGCCAGACGGUGCAGGAGCGUCACUGCUUCCUGUGAAACUUCCGGGGCCUGCACAUGAAAAGUCUGGGGCUCAGGGGCAACCUUGGCUCCAACAUUUUGGACCCCCAGAUCCUAAAACCUGUGCAGGUGGGGCCCGCUGCCUCCAUUACCACAGGUCUGGCUCUGAGCCUUAGUUUAUCUGGUCCCCAGGUCAGACCCAGAGGUCUUGGCCACAGGGCUUCCACCCUGUCAAACGCUGGGAAUCCCUGGAAUAAAAGUGCAGGUUCAGUGUGAUGGUGACUCUGCGUGCCCUGCGGGCAGAGCCCGGUGUCUGUCAGGUGGUGAUGGUGGUGCCAUGGUGUCCCGCACCCAUCUGCUGCCCCAGGUUGGCAGCGGGGCAGGUGGCACAGGAGUUGGGAUUCAGGAUCACCAGAUCCAGGCCAUGUAGGAAAGCAGGGGCCUCAAACUAGGUCAAGUUGCCCUGUUGCUCAUGUACCAGGUUCACCAUCCUUAUUUUUUAUUUUUAUUUAUUUAUUUUUUUGCGGUACGCGGGCCUCUCACUGCUGUGGCCUCUCCCGUUGCGGACCACAGGCUCCGGACGCGCAGGCUCAGCGGCCAUGGCUCACGGGCCCAGCCGUUCCGCGGCAUGUGGGAUCCUCCCGGACCGGGGCACGAACCCGCGUCCCCUGCAUUGGCAGGCGGACUCUCAACCACUGCGCCACCAGAGAAGCCCUCACCAUCCUUAUUAAACCAAGUCAUGAUCAUAGCAGCGAGAAGCAAUGAUCCCUCUUUAAACACUAAAUAAAGUCCAAAUGCCUACAUUUCCACAGGUACCUCCAUAAUCACGCUGCUCCAGAGAAGUCAAGUUGUUCUUUCCACUGAAGACACGACUCACGCUCUCCCCUCUCCAUGCCUUUGACCCUACACUUGCCUCUGGGAGACUGUCCUUCUUUGAUGAACCCACAAGUCCCGUCUCACAGGCUGUUUGUCUUGGUUCCUGGUACUUGUUUACUGUGUCUUGUUUACUUAUCAGCCCAGCUGGCAAUAAGGACUCCUGUUUCCGAACUCUGGCAGAACUCCAACUGUAGCUUUCCUAAGGUGUGUAUUCCCUUCUGCCCUGUUUUAUGGUUAUCCACUUGAGACAUUAUCUUCCUGUCUCUAAGCUCCUUGAAGAUAGGAGCAAUUGUUUAACACAAGGGCUAAAACUUUUUGGAUUUGCCCCUAUCGAUUAAAAAACUUAAUAUGUUCUCCCAACAUAUGUGUACUAAAUUAUGUAUAAACUACACAAACCGUGUGCUAAAAUAGACAUGAAGGAAUAAUAACAACACCUAUAUUUAUCUUUUCUCUCCAUUCUCCAGUGGACUGCCUGUGGGCCUGUCUUUGGCAGUCCUGGUUGGACACAGUGCCUGGUACAUUCCAGAACCAGCAGGAACCAGGGGCAGAGCUCCCCUGUGAUUGCACAUCUGCCAGAUACUGUGCAAUGACUCUCAAAGUGUGGUCCUUGGGUUUAUCCAAAAUACACUCUCCUGGCCCCUACCCCAGACCUUCAGAGGCAAAUCUGUGGGCGUGGGUGCAUUUUCAGGCACCUUUUUAACCUUUUCAGGCCCAAGAGAGGCUUAGGACAAAAUGGUUUAACUUGCAUAAUUAAAAGAUCAGACUGGGGGCUUCCCU